AUGUGGUGGGAGUCAGCAAAUCGGGUUUAUGGAAGGACUAGCAAUCCAUUUAACAGGUCCAAAAUAGUUGGGGGUAGCUCUGGAGGAGAGGGUGCUAUCAUUGGAGCAGCUGGAUCAGUAUUCGGCGUGGGAUCAGGUUAAAAUUGUUAUUGCAUUUACUUACUCGCUCAUUAAUUCAUGUCAAUCAGUCAGUCAAUCAAUCAAGCAGGUAAAUUUCUAAAGAACCUGUGGUGCUGCAUCGGUGGGAGAGUAUAACAGGGUAAUUUAGUGUUAUCAAUUGGGUUGAUAAUGUAAAUUGGCCAUCAUAAAGAGUUUCAAAGCUGAUGUUUUGAUUGUUAGCCCUUUGUCUUAGUGUUCUGACCAAUCAGUCUACUAGUCAAGGUAAUUUGGGAUUAUCAACUGAGUUGAUAAUGCAAAUUUUCUACCUUUAAGAGUCAAGAGUUUAGCUUCGAAACUUUUAAAGGUGGUCAAUUUACAUCAUCCACUCAGUUUAUAAUACCAAAUUACCUUGUUAUACCCUCCCACUGACACAACACCACAGCUUCUUUAGAAACCUACCCUCUAUGUCAAUAUGUUAGCCAGUCAAUUAAUUGGCUAGUCAGCCAUUGAGUCAGACAGUCAUUCAGGUAGUCUUUCCUCAUUUGCUCAGUUUUUUGCUACUUAUUUAUUUCUUUUUGUUUUUGUCUCUGCUCGUUCAUUCAUCCAUGGGGCUAUACAUUGAUCAAUCAUUUGGUCAUCCCUUUCCUUUGUUCAUAAACAUACAAAUUCAAACACUUAUCUAAACCAAACUUUACUCAAACAAACUGCAGUCAGUCAAUAAAUUAAACAUUAAUUUGUUCUGCAAUCAAUCUGUUAUCUCUUAUUUUUAAUUAUUAUUCUUGUAGACAUUGGUGGCAGUAUAAGAAUGCCGUCAUUUUUCACUGGAAUAUUUGGACACAAGCCUAGUCCAGACAUUGUACCCAAUGCUGGUCAGUUUCCUGAUGCAUCAGGUAACAGACAGCAGUUCUUGUGCACUGGGCCUAUGUGCCGAUAUGCAGAGGACCUCAAACCUCUUCUGAAGGUAUGCAACUUUUAGAUACUUCACUUAAACACUAUGUUUGAUUAAAUCACUAGUAUAUAUAAAAAAAUUCUUACCUCUGAUUGGCUAAGAGAAAUGCAUUUUCAGGUAACAAAAUGAACGAGAUUUAAUUCAGUGCAGAGAAGGGUAAUUCAGUGCAAACAAGUGAUACAAGAAAAUUUAGUGCAAACUGUUUUGGGGGCUUAGAAAUAUUUUGCAGUAUAAAAAAUUUGUAAAAAGUUAGGAAAUUACACAAGUUUGCAUUUUGAUUUUGUAAAGUCUAGGUGGUCUUUGUUAAAUUUUUUGAGAUACAGGAGGGCAAUGAAGCUACUAUGCUUUGUACAAACUCAUGGCAACCAUACUUGGUUGGGUACAUAUCAAAGAGCUAGUACCAGUCCUCUCUCCCUUCAUGUUGGAACACUCAUCUGGUUAUAAUAAUAUUAUUGUUGUCACUAGUAACUAGGUAGAAGCUUUUAAGGUCUACAUGUUCAGCUGAACAUGUGAUGUCUUAAAUCUCUCUGAUAAGCUAUUCACCAAAAUGCUUGAAGAUUAAAAUCACAUUUUUAACUUUUAGGUUAUGGCAGGAGAUCAAGGAGCAUCAAAAUUGAAUCUUGCAAGGGAUGUAGAUGUUACAAAGCUGAGAUAUUUUAGCAUUGAGGAUUGUGGAGGACACUUUUUGAUAUCAAAUGUUGAUCCUGAACUAAAGCAGGCCCAGCAAUAUGUCUGUCAACAACUUGAGGAAAAACUUGGUGUGGAAGUAGUGAAACUUAAAAUUGAAAAACUUUCAAACUCCCUUGAGAUUUGGUCAUCGAUGAUGUCUUCUGGAGCACAAAAGUCAUUUUGUUAUUACAUGGGUAACCAAGUGUCAGAAGUUAAUCCCUUCUGGGAACUUUUGAAAGCUUGUAUUGGACUCUCUAAUCACACACUUCCUGCAAUUGGUUUGGGCAUGCUGGAAAAAUUUGAAAGUUUAACACCUAAAAGGGUAUCAGAGUCUUUCAUUCAAAUGGCUGAGGAGCUAAGACUGGAACUUGAAGGUAUUCUAGGGGAAGAUGGAGUCUUAAUCUAUCCCUCUCACCCGUCAGUGGCUGUCAACCAUUGCGUUCCCUUGUUAUUUCCUUUUAAUUUCUCAUACACAGCUAUUUUUAAUGUUCUUUAUUUCCCUGUAACUCAGUGUCCUGUUGGGCUGGGAAAGGCAGGCUUACCUCUUGGAAUUCAGGUGGCAGCAGCAAAGGAUAAUGACUGUCUAACCAUUGGUGUUGCCAUGGAGAUUGAGAGGCUAUGUGGUGGUUGGGAUGGGUUAUUUAAACAAAAACAAUCUGGUCUGAACAUUGAUCAAUAA
Pocillopora meandrina is the source of this 2396-nucleotide messenger RNA. NCBI's taxonomy places the organism in Eukaryota, Metazoa, Cnidaria, Anthozoa, Scleractinia, Pocilloporidae. The record is from the annotation of a GenBank genome assembly.